This is a messenger RNA of Anopheles darlingi, 10407 nucleotides long. It is a transcript of the gene Cdc7, whose product is annotated as cell division cycle 7-related protein kinase. Gene Ontology annotation, biological process: mitotic DNA damage checkpoint signaling; protein phosphorylation. The transcript has 3 exons. The record is from RefSeq and is a predicted model, not a curated record. NCBI's taxonomy places the organism in Eukaryota, Metazoa, Arthropoda, Insecta, Diptera, Culicidae. Bases 5322 to 7334 code for a protein of 670 amino acids. Gene Ontology annotation, molecular function: protein serine/threonine kinase activity; ATP binding. Gene Ontology annotation, cellular component: nucleus.
CCCUAGCGAUCUCGCCCGUAUUCCCGUAUUCCUGAUCUCGGCAACCGGCCACAACGUGUUUUGUGCGUGUGGCUCUUUCCAAGUCCGGCCAACCUGGAGCGGAAACCCGUCCGGCCGCGUGCUUUUCUGUGUAAAACGAGGAACGAUUUCCAAGCCUGGAAGCUUCUGUUGUCUAGUACUUGUGUUUGUGUGCGUGCGUGUAUGUGCGUUCGGUGAUUGCGUGUGCCGACGCGAUUUGUGUACAGUUUAUCGUAGAAAAUCGUAAAAAUUCCUCACAAAGCCGGCUGUGGACUGAUCGCCCACAGCAGCAGCAGCAGCAGCAGCAGCUAGUUCGAGAAUAUCAUCCUCACGCUACAACAACAAAAACAAGUGCCAAAAAGGGGAGAGGAGGAGUGACGCGCGCGCGCUCCCAAUCGCUUAUUUCUCGUUCUGGAGAGCGAGUAGAGCGCGUAUUCCCUUUGUUUGGUGCGAGAGAGCCAACGUCAGAAGAGGGUGGUACACGAGCGCCACCGCCCCCAUCGCAGCCACCGCCACCAGCAGCCAGCAACCAGCAACAGCAACAACAGCAACUGACAGGCGAGACCGGGAGGCGAGAUCGCGGCAGGCUAGCGUCAUCACCAGGCAGCCGCGUGGUUUGCGCGUCGUUCAUAACCCCGAAAAGCGCACGCGGUCGCGGGCCACCUUUUCCGCAACGGAGCAGCCUUUGGUUUGCAGUCCGAUUAUUUUGCGUCUGCUAUUUGUCGUCAAAUCAAGUCGCGCGUGUGUGUAUCUGUGUGCGCGCUGCAAUUGCUGAGGGCACUGCACUGCACUUCAUUAUCAUCGAUCGGACCAGCGUCGUCGUCGCCAUCGGGUGUGCCCGUCGUCAUUAUCACAAUCUUCACCUGAAGCACUGCUGUCUGCUUCUGCUUCUGCUGCUGCUGCUGCUGCUGCUGCUGCUGCUGCUGCUGGUGGCGGUACUGCUGCAGCGAGCGAGUGCGUAAUCGCGGUUACAAUCGGUCAUUCGCGUGUGGCCCCCUCCCCAUCUCGGCAGGUCCCCGCUUGUCCACUGUGUGUACGUACGUGUACGUCUGUGUACUUAACUGCAUUAUUGCCGUGCACCGCGAGAAUCAUCGAACGUGCUAGAAAGAGUACCCCAGCGACGGAGAGAGAGAGAGAGCGACAGGGAUCCGCGGAUAAGCAGCAGACAAGGAGGUGAAACCGGAGGGGGGAAAGAACGGGGAACUGGUUGGCCUUACUGAACUGAUUCGCGAGGCGCACGCAAAACGGCGUAAAGGUAACCAUGGCGUAACUGCUAGUAACGCGAGUGUCGCACUUUGCAGAAAUUCGAAAAGAGACAGAGCGAUACAGAGCGACCGAGAGGGAGAGAGAACGAUAGGCCUUACGACAUAGAGCAUCUCGCGUACAGCAACAACAACAACCAGCAGCAGCAGCAGCAGCACCGGUGGCGGCGGCGCCAGUGGCAACAGCGGAAGGAGCAGAUCCAGGGAGGCGUGCGCGGAUUGACAAUCUCCUAGCUUCGAAGCUCUCCCGGUCAGACAGAGUGUGUUGGGACCCUCCGCGAGUGUGUAGUGUGUUGCUGCGCUGCACCUUACCACGCCAGAGUCAAUCGUGAGUUCAAUCGGAACGGAGAGCGCAACGCAAACGCUUUGCAAGCCAGCCACCCCCGACAACAAGAAGGCCACCCCCAUUCACGGAUAUCACGCGAGUCUGAUGAACAGAUGAUCUCCUGCAGUGCAACCCUCGCGCCAAACGAAAGCUACGAGCCAGAGAAAGCUCAUCUUCCCUGCUAACAUAACGGUAAAAGUGUGCGCAUCCCCUCCCGAGAAAUCACGGCCAGGUGAGGAGAAGAGUAACACGCGAAAAGCUACCUGGAAUCGAGGUGCAACGGAAGUGGAAAACACGCGGCCCUCGCUAUAGAGCAGCGCGCUGAGUGGGGAGUCUAUCCGGAAAUUGCCACCCCCAUCAACGCGAGAUACGAAGCUCUCUCACUCUCACGGUCUCGACCACCAUCGCACAUCUCGGAGUCGCACGCAUCAGCUCAUCAUGCACGGUGCAUCGUCGUUGUCGUCGUCGUCGUAGCAGCCAUAGUCACAGCAGCAUCAUCAUCAUGCUUCGUUCGUUGUAAGCAGCAGCAGCAGUCCCGACCGAAAACCGCGUGGUUUUGCACAGUGCGAACAUCGUGGAACCCAACGAGGGAGAAUAAGGCAUUGUAUCCGAACGGACGAGAAAACCUCGUGGUGCAUCCGAUCCUGCCUUUUUAAGCGCUUACGUUCACCGGAAGUGGAUAAUAUUGCUGCAUUAUUUUUGCCUCAAAAACAUGUGCAACACCUGCUGAGAUUGUCCUGUGUGUCUUUGCUGAAGGAGCCCUUAGUUCGGUUUUUCGCCACAAUCGCUUUCAUAUCGCCCCACUCCAUCGUGUGCCCUAGAUGAUGCAGGCCAUGAAGAUAGGAUUCUACGGGCAACAAAUUUGAGACCACAUGUGCUUUUAGCAGUAGCAGCAGCAAUUACAAACGAUGGCGCUGCACUAGUGAACCAGCGAGACAACCCUAGUUACGCGCGCGUGUGAGUGCGAGGAGCCGUGCAAUUUCAUGCAAAACACAUAACCCCCGGGAUCCAAGCAACCACCAUCAUCGCCUUCUGCGACGACGGAACCACGAGGUCUACAGGAGGGCACCAUACAGUGUGAGUAGUACUGGUGCUGGGCGAGCUUCUGCUUCGUUUUCGCUGGAACGUUUCUUCUUAUCCACGAUUCGGCUACACCUCGCACCUCCAUUCAACCACCGCCUGCCUUCCAGUGUACCACGGCUGCUUGGCUGCUGCGUUCCAUCCAUCCAGAUGCAACCAGGCAACGCUCCGUCGUCCCUCCUCUGCCGUGUGUCCAUCAUCGAGUAAUACAACCGCCGCCCGGGGGGAGGUUGGUUUGCUAAAAUAAGCACCAAACGGCCUUGAAGGACGGAGUUGUGGCGAUUUUUGCCUUUUCCUUCCUUCCAUUCUUACCAGUUUUUUGCGCUGGUCCAUCGCCAAGCCCCAAGCCUGUUUCAUUCUUGUAGAGCAAGUUACUCCCCACUCCGCUGGCGUUACCAAGCACAUACACGCACACACACACACAUGCUGAGCGCACAACCUCCGAAGAUACCCAGCGUAGCGAGGUUAGCUCUUGCGCCGUUUAAUUGCAGCAGCACGUUAUCGUCGUCGCUGUCGUCGUGCAUCAUUAAGCAACGCUAAGCAGCAGUGCAUCGCAAGCGCAGCGCUAUCAUAUGGUCGGAGGUACUAGAAUAUUGGAUUCCAUUUUUGGCUUCUCGCAUCGCUGCUCACCAUUCGCCAUUGGUGCAUCUCGCACUGUACCGAACCGUCGUUCUUUAUCAAUCGCAUAAAUCGUACCACCCCAAAAACACACCCAUACCCGGGACAGGGAGAACAAAGGAAUAGCAAUCAUCGAUCGAACGCGCUCCACAUACUCACGCGCGGCGCCAGGCCUCUACGCGCUUCGCACCAUUGAAGGCAGCAGCAGCGGCGGCAGAAGCAUCAACGAAAGGCAACAACAAAAACAAACAGUGCAACUGCACCACCAACAACGACACACACGCAAUCGAGCGCAACACUGACAGCAGUUGUGUGCGCAGAAGCAAUCGUGCACGCGUGUGUUGGUGAACGGGCUGGUUUUUGAGAGAAGUCGGCGUUGCACUUAUCGUCGUCAGCUGGUGUAGCAGGGCGACGAGCAGCAGCAGCAGCAGAGUGUCCCCAGCGAAGAACAAAACAAGCAAAACCAAAAACAACAUUCAGCAGCCAGCUGAGAGUGUGCCCCCGACCGUAGUGGUGUGUGGUUGCUGCGAGAGAACAUCGUUUCGCGGAUUUUCGGUGGUCAUCAGCAACAGCAUAUAAUCGCCCCCUUACGUUCACAACCGCACUCGCAGCCAUAGCAGCAUCAGCCAGUAUUAAUAACGGAGUUGCAGUUGCACAGGAGAAAGAGAAAGGGGGAAGAAGACUCAUCAUCGUUCGAGUCACAUUUUUUUCUCCGUUCGUUACGCCUGCUGUGUUAACUAAUAUUAAAUCAUCGACAAUCGACAUCGAGCAUCGUUAGCCUCUGCGCUUGUGAGUCUGCUGUGUGUUUCUGUUAAGUUUCGGAGUUGGUCUACGAGCAAAGAAGGUCAUGACGGUGAAGUGCAUCGCUGGCGCUUUGCUGUGAACCACGUCGGCUGUAUGUGUGUGAUUUUUCGGUGCUGCAUGGAUUUAUUCAAAGACAAAGUCCAAGGUGAAACCCAGCUGCAUCAAAACUGACGACAGCGCACCAUCGCUCAUGACAACAAUAACCUCAAGGCAAAAGGUGGAACCGAAAGCGCAACACACACGUGCGUGACACGGUACGCGAGGAAUCCGUAGCGAGAGAGCAAGCCAGAGAGAAGGAGAACGAGAUAGAAGGAAAAGGAGGCCCAGCAGCAUAUCGCGAGUGUUUUGAGAGAAUCGAAACCUCACGAUCAUAGCACGCACCACGCGGGACGCGAAAUUAGUCAAAAGGAUCAUCAGCUUCUCAAAGAAAACGACAAAAAAAUCUAAUCCAAACGUGCUGGCUUGGCUGAUUCCCGUUUGUCUCGCCCGUAAGCUAUUCUCUCUCUCUCUCUCACACAAACACGCUCUUGCCAACCAUAUCUCUAGCGUGCUUUCCACGCGGUGUCCUAGAUCGCGAUUGUGUGCAGUGGCAACGCUCAGCUCAAAAGAAAAUCAAAGGCAAAAGCGCAUCACGCGUGUUGCUCUCGCGCAUCGCUCGUAUCUCAUCAUACCGUCGCACAAUCCGUUGCACAAGCCAAUCUGCACUCACACACACGCGCGAGCCAGAGCGAACAUCUUGAAAUCGGUGUGCAACACGCGGUUUUGUUUUAUUUAAUUUGUUUUUUGAGGGGUUAAGAAUUUGUCGAAAAGAAAAGUACAAAGCAACCAGCAACAACAACAACACCACCAAGAGAGGCUCUCGAGAAAAUAAGUAGUAAACGGUAGUGGUAGAGAGGAGGGAAGACAAGACCACGUGUGGCAAAGGAGAACUUCUUACACUACUUCUUGUCCAUUUGCGCGGUGCACUUAGUGACCUUUAGAAAAUAUUCGAGAAGAAAAAGAUAAUCAAAAGCUCACGUUCCUUACUAAAGCACACACACACACAACCACAAACACAUACCCCCCCACGAGCCAACCUCACUGCCUGAGGGAGGAGGAGGCGUCAUCGCCAACGACACGACCAUCGAACGUUCAACACCACGCGCAAACGCACGCACGCCAACAGGUGACACGCGCGGUGUGCCAGGGUUGAAGGAUUUCUGGCAAAAAUAAAAAUGGACGUCACUCGGCAGCGGCAGCAGCAGUGGUCGUCGCAUCAGCAGCAACCACCACCGCACUCACCACCGGAAACGGACAAUGAGGAGGAGGAUGAGGAGGAAAACCCGCGGCUAGUAGCCAAUAUGCCUCCACCACCACCUGCUGUCGCCGUCGUCGAGUGUGAUGAUCGACAGGCGGCCAAAACCGCACCAGCAGCACCAGCGAGAGAUGAUGUAGCAGCAGCUGCAGCAGUAGUAGACGGCGCUGGCUGCGUUGCAGUAGCCGAUGGUGUUCAGCGUGCGCAACGACCAACGGCCCGAGAUGAUCAGGAACGUUCCAGCAGCCGAGGGACGGCCGCCAGCGGGGGCACUAGUACGAUGCAGGAUCAAAUUCCAACGAUCGGCGAUCGGUACGUGGUACACGGGAAGAUCGACCGGGGAACGUUCAGCACCGUUUCGCUGGCAACGAGGCGCGAUGAGGCGCACCUGGUACGGGAGAAGCGGCGUAUGUACGCGAUCAAGCUGAUCACACCGACCAGUCAUCCGGCGCGGAUCGAGCGUGAGUUGCGCUGCAUGAUCCAGCUCGGCGGUCAGGCCAAUGUGGUCGGUGUGGUGGACGCUUUCCGCCAUCGAGGCUCGGUGGCACUGGUGAUGAAGUACAUUCCACACGAACCGUUCCAUCAAUACUACUUGCAGCUUACGCCGGCCGAGGUGCAGCGGUACUUGCGCAACCUGUUGGUAGCGCUCGAGCGGGUGCACAAGUACGGUGUCAUCCAUCGAGAUGUGAAGCCGAGCAACUUUCUGCACGGUCGCCGCCACGGUGUUUACAUGUUGGUCGACUUUGGGCUUGCUCAGGAGACGUGCGGUGGCGAGUUUUCGUUGCGUGGUACUCCGGUAGCACCACCAGUAGCAGUAGCUAAGACUGACAAACGAAAGGUAUCGAUCGAUGAGCCGACGGUUCCAGCGGCAGCUGGUGUAGAGGGCGCCGCCGGCGAGUCCAGUCCCGUAGUACAGCAGGCCGUGAAGCGUCAUAAGCCAAGCGGUGGAAGCAGCACUACGGAGAACAACAGUGGAACAAUUGGAGCCGCUGGUACUGGUGCUGCGGUCGGCCGUACCUUGCAGCAGCAACAAUCGGCAAAACCGCCAUUGAAGCUGGCGAAUAGCAACGCUCCUACCCUGGCAAGGGAAGCAACUGGUGGUACGGGCAACAAUCUUAAGCAGCAAAAUCGUCAACCGCCGUCGGCCGUUGCGCCACCCGGUUCUGCUGCUGCUGCGGCUGUGCGUGGCUCCGGGAAUGGUUUCCGUUCCUGCGGAUGCUGCGGUCGUCCACAAGUGUGCAAUGGGUGCUUGGUAAGGCGUGAGAUCUACGCACCGCGUGCCGGUACACCCGGCUAUCGGCCACCGGAGGUGCUGCUCAAGUUUCCCGAUCAGACGACGGCCGUCGACAUCUGGGCCGUUGGGGUGAUCUUCCUCAGCAUCCUCUCCACCUGCUAUCCGUUCUUUGGCAAUACGGACGAUCUGACGGCCCUGGCGCAGAUUGUGUCCGUGUUCGGGUACGAGCGGGUCAGUGCAUCGGCCCGUGCCCUCGACCGCAACCUCCUGGUGGAUGACCGCACUAAACGCAAGAAGGCACUGAAUCUGCGCAAGAUGUGCCGUCACUUCCGUGCUGUGCACCGUCGGCGCGGUGAGGUGACACCGGCCGAGCUAGUUGCCAUGGCGGAAGAGAUUGGUCCCGGUCUCGGUACACCGGUCGGGGAGAAGGACGAGGCGAACCUGUGCGCCAACUGUGAUCUGCUGCUGGAAGAGUGCGUCUGUGAGCAGUCGUCACCGUUUCAGCCGGAUUCAAUCUCAGCAGCUGAUGAAAUCGAGCGCCAAGAGGAGAGGGGAAUCAAGAAGCCCGAUGAAGAGGAGAACGAUGAGUACGGUGUUUCGGCGUACGAUUUGCUUGAAAAGCUGCUAGAAAUCGACCCCUCCAAGCGCAUCAGUGCCGCCGACGCCUUAAAGCAUCCCUACUUCCAGGUGCAAUACUAACCAUCUUCACCUUCGUUCCGUUCCCCCCCUCUAUUUGCGUAUUCCUCGUGUCUGCCUACGCCACCGGCGCGCUCUGUAUGAGGCAUAAACAACGACAAGGACGACGACGACGACGACGAACACAACAGCAGGUCAGUAGCGAUCGAAGAUUGGGACAGUACGAUCCCCCACAUGUCUCAGGCGAGCAAGCAGCAAGCGUGCGAAGUUAGUUAAGCAGCGAUUACAAAGAAAACGUUAUGCGCCGGGUCAAUUAAAGCCAGUAUACAGUAACCGCCGACAGGGAAUGGGAAUCCCCAACCAUGGGAUGUAUGGUGAGAAUGGCAGGAGCGUGUGAACGUGAUUAGAGAUUAUUCGUAUUUUCUUAAGUUACCACCGAUUUAGGAGAUAGCUAGCGCCGAGGGCGGCGGUGUCACCGCGCAAGUACGGAACGAUCCGCCAAUCUCUGAUGACACGAUUAACCAUCCGUUUGAAGCCAGUAACGAAUGAAACGCACACAGGUCCAGGGACGGGCCAGGGUAUCGCCCCAUUUGCAUUCUCUCGCGUAUAAGCAUAGGCCACGGCAUGAGAGGGAGUCUGCUGCAGGUGGAACAUUCAUAGCAUUCUGAGUGCAGGCCUGUCGCGUGGCGUGUCAAUGCGCCACCACCACCACUAGCACCAGAACCAAACCCUUUGCAACAAGUGUUUUGCCAUCUACUCAACGUGUCCCGCCGCAGCUAAGCUUAGCUCCUGCUCCUUUACGUUCUGUUUCUUUUCGCAGGGAACAGAGCCCUGUGAGCAGGUGAUGCACCGUUUAAAAGUUUGUUAAAAUUUGCUUUCUCGUGUUUUGUACGUAGAUGGUUGUUGUCCCAUACGGUUCUCUAUCAUUAUUGUAUUUAUGCAUAAUUUUAACGAAAACAUUGCUGGCGACACCUGCGCUGCUGCUAUACCACACCGGUGUGUGCGCGUGCGGGUGUAGUAUUUAGAUGUGCUUUGUUUUAAAUUCACCCGCUUAAGGUACUUCAGUGGCUAUAGCGGACACUUAUUUAUUCUUCGUUUUUUAAUUCGAUUGUCCAAAAAUACACGGAGCACUGUCGAUGGCGUUCCGUAAUUGCUUGCCAGAAGCAGCAGUAGAGAGAUUUAUUAGGACGCAAGGACACUUUUAGUACAGAUCUUUUGUUAGGUUCUUUUUUUUUUGUUGUUUUGAGGUCCACGAAGAGAAAUGAAUACUAAUUUAUUAUAAUUUAACGGUAACAAGCAAUGGUUUGUGUGAGUGUGUCACUGUAUUUAUGCGCGUAAUGAGAUCAUGUGAAUCGAAUGUGUGAGAUUCCGCCGCACCGCACCGAACGGUCGCAGCCAGUCACGUGUUUGUCCGCUUAUUUAUAACAGUUGUGUUUUCUUUUGUGUAGAGAAUCUGUAGGCUGUACUUCAGGGGGAAACAGGCAAAGAACGACAUCAGGGAGUAAAGCGAGCGGGGGUGGACAAUAUUCCCCCCGCCCCCCGCGGACACAUUCAGUGUGUUGUAGAGUAGUGUAUAGAUGUGUAUAUGAGUGUAUAUGUGUGUGUGUGUUUGUGCGUAUCUCUGAAUACACUGUGUCCGUACGUGAGAGGCUCUUCCAUUACUAGGCCGAGGGAGCGAUCAGCAGAAGUCGAACUUCUUGUCCCUGGGAAGAGGUGUAAGAACAAACUACAACACAUUCUACUUGAAGGUGGUGCAUUAGGUGUAAAGGGCCUCCGCAAAGUCAGCAAGCAAGCAAACAAGCACACGCACAAAGGAUGCACCAAAUGUCCCCGUAAUCCGUGGUGUACAGCAAUGUGUUUCUUUGGGCGCAGUGGACCCCGAAACACGGCAACAACAAAUGAAGUACAACAUUAAACCAAUGGAUAGAGAAAAGCGAUAAAGAGAAAGAGAGUGAAAGUUGAAAACUUGUAGCAAAUGGGGAAACACCCGGGGACAGGGGAAUGCAUCAUUAUCAUCAUCAUCAUCAUCAUCAUCAACAUCAUUAUCAGUGGUAGGAAUGAUUGUGGGGAUGGCAAUGGCUAGUAUCCAUCCUUCCUAUCUAUCUAUCAAUCUAUCGAUCUAUAUAUUUUAUGUAUUUCUAUGUAACUAAUAUAUUAUUGCUAUAGGUAUAUAUCUAUAUAUUUGGUGGACGUCCUUCGUGCAAGCGUGUGCCGUUGUUGUUUUAUGAAUGGUGCGCACAGCCAGCAGCAAAGCAGCAAAUCUGUCCAGUAAAUGCGUCACUAAGAUCGUAUUCAAUUUUAAUUCCAAAACGGGCCGUGACGUGGGCAAAGGCAAGUGUGCCCGACCUUCUUUCCCGGCCAUCGUGGCACCCUUAGUAGUAGUGCAUUUCCCUGUGCAGUGCACACUAGCGAGGCAAACACACCACACUCAUGCAGAAAAACUGAAAUUAUUAUGUAUUGUUUCGUUUUAAUUUUCCAUCGCGAGUGAUCUCAUCGGUUGUGCAGACGAAUGGGCGAAGGCGGCGGCAUGGGCGCUGAUAACAUAUUCCAUCGACAAAGUGGGCAGGAACAAAAAGGAAGGGCAAAGAGGGAAAAACAGGGGCGACAGAUAGAAAAGAAAAGAAUGUAACACACGAACGGGACGGAACGGAUGAAAAAUCAUACAUUAAUCAGACUCGUUAAGUGAUGAAGGGAUUCGGUGCAAACAGAGUGGGACACAGCAAAAAGCAAAAGAAAACAAAACACACAAAAAAAUCGUAGAUGUAAUAGCAUAAUCACACGUCAAACGAAAUCGGAACACGGUAACAAAGAUGUAAAAGCGAUCACGAAACAACCGCGUACGCAGCAGUAGUCCUCUCUCCUGGUGACCGUCUCCUGGUGACCGCCUCGCCGUGAGCGAGCCCACCCAAGCCCUUUUUGUACGAUCCACAUCAGCUGGGCUGCACGGGCGGGGUGGUGCAGGAGUGGUACCCCGGGGUCCUAGCCGCUAGCACUCGGUAUGCGAUUUUCCGUGUUCCCGGAUUUUAACGUAACCCAAAACCGCAUUCAGCAAUGUACGGUAAUUGAAAAUAAACGAGCAGAAACCGAACGUGUAGGUAAAUUAAACGGAAAAUGAAAUAACUAAUGUGUUUUUGUC